CCCCACCGCCCCCGCCUCCGCCCGCGCGGGGCGGAGGGGGCGGGGCGGGCGCGCCCCCGCGCAGACGCGGACGGCGGGGCGCGCGCAGGUGGCGGGCGGCCCCGCUGCGCUCGCCGCCGCCGCGGGCUGGCCUCCGCCGGGGUUAGCGCGUCGCCGGCGGGCGAGUGAGAGAAGGAGGGAGGAAACCAGCGAGCGCCGGGCGGCCGGGCCGGGGCUGCCGCCGCCUCCCACGUGAAGGGCCGUAGCCGCCCGGGUGAGCGCCGCGGUCGGCUGAGGAGCCCCGCUGCCCCGCAGCGCGGGGGCUUCCCCUCCGCCUCCCCGCCCGGGGCCCGAGCCGAACUGCUUGCGGGCCCCGUGGGGCGCCGCUGCCCCGCUCCCGCCCCGCCGCUUCUGGGAGGCGGCUGGCGCCGCUGCCCCCGUGAACACCCCUCACGGGGUGGGCGUGGGGAGGGGGGGCUGCGGAGGCCCCCCGCCCCCGGGCGUCCCAGCCCCGCCGGCGGUGGAUGCGCCCGGGAGGAGCAGCCGAGCCCGCCCAGCCCUUUCAGCCCGCGGGGGGGACGCGGGGCGCCGCGAUGACUUGACGCCGGGCCGCGGCGUGCCGUGCCAUGGAGGGGAUGACACGCUUCGUGGUGGCCUCGGCGGCCGCGGCGUGGUGGCGGCCGGCGCUGCCCGCCCUGCUGCCGCUGCUACUCGCCGUGCCGGCGCUGCGGGGCUCGCCCGCCGCAGAUGAGAGAUCCUUGGAGCAGCAAAAUUUUUCCUUUUUCUCAAUGGACUCAAAGGUGCACCAAAGCGUAUCAGGCAGCAGGACACAAAUGGCCUUAGCAAAAAGUACUUUGGAGUCCCAAGAAAAUAAUUUCCUUGAAACAGUUUUAUCAUCAGUUACCACUCCCUUUGAUAUGACUUUAUUUAACCAAGAAGAAAUGGUCAGGAUUUCAGAAGGGAGAAGUACACCAUUGGUAGAUGUCUCCGUAACAAGCAAUGAGGCAUUCUUAAGUGAUGAUGAAUUUAUUAGCUCCUUUCCAAAGGCACAGUGGACUCCUCCACUGAAGUCUUUUGCAGUUUUAACAGAUCAUCACUCAGUUAAUGCAGUAGAGCCACCAAGAGAAACGUUAGAAACUGUGUUGCUAACACCUUCAUUAUCAGUCCUUUUAUCACCAUAUGAUAUCUCAAAAACAGCACAGCAAAAGACUCUGUUGAGUGCCGUCCCUGAGCGGAGUAACACUCUUACAGAAUCGAAGCCUUUUGUACCAGAUAGUGAAAUGCUAACAGCGAGCAGAGAUUUGCCAUUGUACCCUCCAAAUACCGCUAUUUAUUUCACUUCUAUUCCUUCAGAGGUGGGAGCUGCAGUGCAGGAAAACAUAAAUGCAAGUUUAACAGCUCUGCCUUUUGGGACUGCUUCAGAAGGGUCGCCUCUUCAUCUCAAGUUGCUGGAUAAAAAUAGCCCUCUGACCCCAGAUGUCACAACACGAAGUGCAGACCCAUAUGGUGACGUUUACGGUGAUGUGAGUAGCAGGGCAGCAGAAACUCUUAAUCUAAGAACCUACCCCACUCCAAGCGUUCCCUGGGCUGCGCUGGCUUCAGCAGCUGGUGCUGAGCCUGCUUUGUUUCCUAUUAGUCUUCCAGUCACAUCUUUCCCGCUUCACUCUGCUGCCAUCUCCACAGAGUCUAAUAUGGUUCUUAAUGCCAGCCUGUUUACACAUGAAUUCUCCAGGACAGCACCAAAUUUGCCUGCCGGUUCAGAAAUACCAAGUCAAUCAGAGCUUGUCAGUGAGCUCAUGAGUCCAGUGCCUUUCACAAGAUCAUACAGUUCUUGCCUGUAUUGUGACUCAGUUUCACUUCUGCCAGAAGCAGGCUUUUCCCCAGAACAUGACGUGGGCUCAGGAGAUUAUGUUGAAACUUUAUCCAUCAAAGCCUCUGAAGUACAAGGCAUAACUCCAUUUACAACUAUAAUUACUGACGGGUAUGAAUUAGAGGAACCUACACCUGAGACUUUUGAUACUUCUUUUCCAUCAAGACCAGUUGUUUCAUUUUCUUCACGAUUCGCAGAAAUGCCUGAUUCAAGCAUGUUUUUAAGCACAAUGGAUGCUGUCCUGAACAAUAGAACAUCUAUAACAAUUUCCCCUUCCUACCAUCAGAUCCCUGGAGAAACAUCACUGAACAUCUCUGCUGCCCUGUUCUCCCUCCCUGUUCUGGAAACAGUUUUGUUGACACCAAGCACUCAUGUAGAACUCCCUGAUGCCACCACCAUUCUGUUUGACUCUACCUUCCUCCCGAGUGAGCCAGUAGCAUCAUUUGCAGUCAUUCAUACAACUUUGCUGGAGUCACCAAAAUUAAUGCCAUCAGAAUCUGUGGUUUUGCUUGACAAGACAUCUACUAGGGAAGAACUGUCUUUAAAUAUUUCAGAUUUUCCAUCCAAUCUUUUAUCAACACCUUUUCUUAUUGAACCUAGCUACUUGUCUUUAUCAUUGGCCAUGCUAAAUUCUUACUCUGUCAUGCAAAGUGAUUCAUCAACACUCUUACCUCAGACCUUGUUGACUGGGACAUCAGUACUUUCUGAGGAUGUUUCCAGCUGGGACUUAGCUACCACUCUCAGCUCUGCUACUGAUGCCGAGGUUUCUCAGUUCCCUCUCGGACAAACAUCAUACUUUUAUUCAAAUGCAUCCUCCAUUCCAGGUGCACCUGUUCCUGAAAUAACACUGUCAUCACAUUUUCACUCUGAGUCGUCUGUGUUUCUGGAAGCACCCUCAGUAUUGCCAGCGGGCUCUGAAGUUGUGUUUACCUCAGCUGUUACAGGAGCUACCUCUCAGUUGGAGCCCUCACUCUCAGCCUCUCACUCCGUGGUUCCUACCCUGGUGCUGCCCACUUCCGACACCCAGUCUGUUACCAGCAGCAUCUUGCUCAAUGAAACUAAUCUGAUCUCUUUGUUUACUACCUUUCCAACAACUCCUGUCUUAGAUGUAUCUUCACCUCUGCUCUCAACUGCUUCAGCUUCCGAUGAGGAUAUUGGUGCUACAGUUAACCCCACGCUGCUUUUCACAUCUCGCAGCGAGGGCAGUGCCCACACAGCCCUUCCUCCGGCGGACCCUGGCAACCUGACGUCACGUGUCGACACCAGCAGCACGAUGCCCUUUCCUACAGCAUCUCCGUCUGUGACCACGCUGUUUGCUCCCACGCAAUUUCCUCCGACUUCUAGCCCUCACACUGGAUACGAAGUUCCAGCAGGAAGCAGUGCAACUGCUGGUACUGAUGCAUCAGCUGCUCCCUCCACUGUCCCCAUGACCACUGCCACCACAGGCAGCCGUGGCACGACUGCUGCAGGCAGCCUGGGGACAUUCUCCUCCACCCCUCUGGCAACCACUACUCCGUCUGAACCUACGGUUGUAACCUCUGCUGUGACCACUACCAGGCAACCCUAUGUCUGCGACAUUACGGUUCCCGAUGCUUACUUAGUCACUGCAGUGCUGGCCCGAAGAGCUGUUCUACAAAAUGUCAGUGAAUCCAUCAGAGAAGUGCUCAGAGUUCAGUUCAGGCGAUCAGUAGAGCUAGAGGUUUAUAAAAUUUCCCCCAAAUUUGCUUUCUUGGUGACAUCAGGUCCUUUUGUUUACACGGCAGUAGCUGUCAUAAAUGUGCUUGUGAACAGCAGUCUUCUUCGUGGUGAGGCCCCCAUGAUUCUCUCACUGCGUCCUUCUUUCACUGUGCCAGAUAACAGAUUCCAAGUUCAGACAGUGCUUCAGUUUGUGCCUCGGAACGUGGAUGUUGGGUUCUGCAACUUCAGCCGACGCAUUGAGAAGGGGCUGACAAUGGCAUUCAUGGAGGUGAGCAAACACCAGGAGUUCUACAACUUCACUGUGCAGAUACUGAAUAUAACUCUGAGUAGGCCUGGGGCAGCAUUUCGGCAAGGCCCCGUGAGCAUUGUUUUUGCCGUCCGAGAUAGAUAUGGUUUUCUAAAUGGGUCCGAAGUCAGUGAGCAACUAAGAAACUUGUCUGUGGUGGAAUUCAGCUUCUAUCUGGGCUUUCCUGUGCAGCAAAUCGCUGAACCCUUUCAUUAUCCUAAGCUUAAUGUGUCUCAGUUGAUGAAAUCUUCCUGGGUGAGAACAGUUCUCUUGGGUGUCGUCGACCAGCGAAUUCAGGAGGAAGUGUUUCAGGCUGAGAUGGAGCGGAAACUGGCUCACCUGUUAAACGAGGCUUUGGUCAGAGGGCGGAUAUGGAGACGAGCCAGUUUUGCAGGCAGCAACAUUGUGCAGAUAGUGAACGUGUCACGGUUAGUUGGUGUUGAUAACCCUGUGGAGCUGAUCUAUUUUGUGGAGGACCAAGACGGAGAGAGACUCAGUGCUCUGAAGUGCUCAGACCUGAUGAACAGAGUUGAUAUCCAGCGGGCUGCAAUCAUCCUUGGAUACCGCAUUGAAGGCACCGUUGCACAGCCUGUGGAGAAGCUGAAGGAGUCCACCUCAGAGACACAGAAUAGCAACUUAUGGAUUAUUGUUGGUGUGGCAGUCCCAGUUGCUGUGGUGCUCCUGAUUGUUAUUAUUUUAUACUGGAAACUUUGUCGAACAGACAAGCUGGAGUUUCAGCCAGACACGAUGAGCAACAUUCAGCAGCGACAGAAGCUACAAGCCCCCAGUGUGAAAGGCUUUGAUUUUGCUAAGCAGCAUCUGGGCCAGCACAAUAAAGAUGAUGUCCUGAUUAUCCAUGAGCCAGCUCCUUUACCAGGACCUAUUAAGGACACUACCCCAUCUGAAAAUGGAGAUGUGCCCAGCCCCAAGUCCAAGACUUCCUCAAAACCUUCAAAGACUGUUCGACACAGAGGGAGAGUUUCACCAUCAGAUGCUGAUUCCACAGCAAGUGAACAAUCCAGUGGGAGAGAGACAGGAGAAGAAACUGCAAGACCAUCAACUGUUGCGAAUGAGGGCAAACCACGCAGAGCAGCAAAGAAGGGACCCCCUCAGACCAGCAGUGGAAACGAGCAGCACUCGUCAGCCUCCAUCUUCGAACAUGUGGAUAGGAUGUCGCGUUCCUCAGAUGCCAGCAGACGCGUCCCAAGCAAGAUCCAGCUGAUUGCUAUGCAACCGAUGGCAGCACCUCCAGUUCAGAACUCGGUGCUUUCUGAUCGAGUAGCAGAGACCAACAAAAUUAAUAAAGAGAUACAAACAGCCCUGAGGCAUAAAUCUGAGAUUGAGCAUCACCGCAAUAAGAUUCGUCUUCGUGCCAAACGCAAAGGGCACUAUGAAUUUCCAGUGGUGGAUGACGUGGUGGUGGUUGACUCCAAAGAACAGCACAGAAUAUAUCGCAAGGCACAGAUGCAGAUUGACAAGAUCUUGGACCCUGGAGGCAGUGUGCCUACCGUCUUCAUAGAGCCCAGGAAGAGUUCUCGUGCAAAACGUUCUCCCAAGCAGCGCCGGCGACAUCAGAUAAAUGGUAGUCCGAUUGAUGCAGAAAAGGACAGGUUAAUCACAACUGACAGUGAUGGGACAUACAAAAGGCCUCCAGGAGUCAAUAAUUCUGCAUAUAUUUCUGAUCCAGACUUGCCUCCGGAACCUCAGACAUCAUCUUCAGCUGAUCUGGGGAAGUUCCCCGGCUUGCCUUCCCACCCAGUCUCCCAGUACAUCCCACCACAGCCAUCCAUUGAAGAGGCUCGGCAAACCAUGCACUCACUGCUGGAUGAUGCUUUUGCGCUGGUGGCUCCCAGCAGCCAAGCAGCCAAUUCCACGGCCGUCACACCACCCGGGGUCUCUGCAGGACAGCCGGUAAACAACACUCCUGCUCGAGCAGGGAGGGGAACCACAUGCACCCAGUGGGGAUCACCUUAUGGUCCAACUCAGGCAGUAAACAACCCAUUUAAUAGAUAUGUGGAAUUUGGAAUGACUCCACCAACAGCACCAGGUCUCCUACCAAGGCAGAACUUUGGGCCAGGUUUUCUUCAACCUGCAGAGUUAAUGCACCCAGACCAGCAGCCGCCUGAGGUUCAGUAUUCCUCCAGAGGGAUAUACUCAGAGGAAAUGCCAUCAGUGGCACGGCCACGACCAGUUGGAAGCACUGCAGGUUCUCAGAUACAGCACCUCACUCAGGUGGGAAUUGCUAGCAGGAUCGGAGGUCAACAAGUGGAGAUCCCCUCAGGCAGAGCAGGGCAUGGCCAGCCGGGGGGGCCAGGGUGGCCCCAGUACCGUGGAGAGGAGGAAUAUGCUAGGCGAGAUGCAACGCAUAUGCAUGGACACCAAGAAUAUUCCUCCUCACCAGUAUUCCAGAUGCCGAGGACUUCAGCCAGGCAGCCUUCGGCACCCCCUGCUCAGCUUCCACACAACAGCCUGCAGGGCCAGGGCCUUUGCUACACCACCAGUUCCACUGAGGACCUCCAGCCAGGUCACUCUUCAGCCUCUCUUAUCAAAGCAAUUAGAGAAGAACUUCUACGACUUUCUCAGAAACAGACAACAGUGCAGAACUUCCAUAGUUGAUUUAGCAUUCCCUUGCAAAUCUGCCAGGUAUCUGCUUCCUAUGGAAGCAAAGACUUAGAGGAAAUCAGCAAUGUUGUUCUCUCAAAAGAAUGAACUUUCACAGCUCUGUUGACAACACUCUGGAAAAAACGAAGAAGGCAGCAAAAUGAGGAUAGUAAGGAGAGAUGGGGACAAACAGGGAAAAUCAUCAGUGUCAUCACAAGUAAUAUUAAUUAAUCUGCUAAUAUUACGGUGCUCCUCUUCUCUCCAUACCCUCAUUCAACCUAACACAUAAGUAAAACCUUAGGUCAAGAACUUAACGCUCCAGCAACAACAACAAAAAAAAUAAAUCACAGGAACAAACUCCAAGUAUGAAAGACUCCUGUUUUCUAAGGAAGUAGGUGAAGGUUUGAAUAAACUGAGAUGACGUUUUGCAAGCAAUUACAAGUAUUCUGAUCUCUCCAGUGCUUAUAGGGAACUGGUUUGUGUUAUUGUUCUGCAAGAUUACAAACUGUAUCAGCUCAAGGGUGUUGAAGGUGUGAUCCCACACAAGGAUCACUUUGGUUGUCAGGAACAAUGGGACUACUUAGAAUAAAAGUCUUUAUGAGCUACUUGUAAUAAACCUGGAACAGUAAUUGUUAUAGCUCUGUGCUUCCAAAUGGAGCUACCCUCUGCACUCUUCCUUGUUUUCCUUCUGGUGCUGAAGCUUCAAGUGUUCCUUCAUCUUCAAUGUUUGCAAAGUGAAACAUUGGCCUUGUAUAACUAAGAAAGUAUCUGUAGACUCAUUCAGGCUGGAAAAACAAAGCAAAGCAUCCAAACAGAAAGGGCUUGAUAUUUAUUUUAUCUAAAAAUUAUUGACAACCAGGAGAGGAAUACUCGACCACGGUUGAAUUUGGGGAAAUGUGUAUGUAUAUCUUUAAAAAAUGUAUUUACAUACUAUAUGCUCUUGCAAGACCAGCGAUAAAGUAUUGCCAUUCUGUAGUUUGCUCUGUGGACAGAAACCAAUCCAGCCUGACUGGUACAGGGUCACCAGCAUUACGUUAUAAAUUGAUGUACUAAAUCAUUGCUUACGUUUGGAUCUGAAUAAUUUUAGUGAAAGUCAGUGACAGUUUAGAGCAUUAACAUAGGCUUAGAUUUGCGGUUUUGAGACAGUUUCUAUAUUUAUACUUGUUUCCACUGUCCCUUUGGACAAAGGGUAAGCAUUAUCCCCAUGGUAAGAAUGGUACGUGCCAUGGAACUGUUUGUCACUGUUUUUUCCAGAGUUUUAAUUUAAUAUUAGCUACGAAUUUACUAAUAUUUGGCCAUUGCAUAACUGUAACUGACAUAAUACAUACAGAAAUUUUACUUAAGUCAUGAUUUGUUGGAGCGUUUUUAUUUUCGGAUCAGACUGAACUAAAGUAACAAACUGGCACAGAGAUAGAGGGUAAGCUCAGUGUUUGUGAGGAGGCUUGGGAGCCUUGCCCUAGAAAAAUGAAAAGCAAAACUAUUUGGUGCUACAGUGUGGGUAUUUCAAACACUAGCAGAUGGUAGUUGGAAAAAAGUCUAAGGAACAGUAGUCCGCCAAAGAGAUCAUUGGGCAGCCGAUCAGGGUAGGGCUGCGUUUGCCUCACUGGGGUAGAGAUGGCAUUGGUAAAAUACAGGUAUGGUGGUCUUUGGCUACUAAAUCUGUUCCUGGUUCCAGUGCACAGUUCAAUAACUGUAACAGGACUAACUCCAACUGAAAUGAAAACAGGUCAGAGGACACCAUGGAAGAACCCUACAUACCUUGUUCAUGAAGUGUGUACAAAAUAUUCAUUGUCAAAGCCAAAACUAGGAAGCAACUGGCUGCUUGCUGAUGUGGAAAAAAAGGUAGUAUGUUUCCCCUCUUUAUUAGGAAGCUCAGUUAUUUUUCCGUUUAUCCAAGGUCAUCAAAAGGCAUGAUGAACAUGAAAUUGUUUUGAGGGACUUACUGUAGUGAAGCAGUCCAAACUAAUUUCCAGUUCCUUGACCAAUACUUAAAGCCCUCGUGGGCACUGGUUGAGGUUUGAAUGGAGUCAGAACACCAGCAUGGUUGUGAACAGCAGUACCAACAGGUUAUUAUGUUUUGAAUUUUUUAAGCUUUUUGUCUGAUAAUCACUUCUAGGAUAAAAAUAAAGAAACAUUUAUUUUCUGCCAAGUUUGUAAAAAUGAACAUUACCAAUACUUUUGCAAAAUGUCAGGUUUUGCAGAGGAAGAGUGCAUCAGGCAAUGUUCAUUUGGUCUUUUUGACAAUGCUGAAGACUAAUGGAUUUAAUGGAAACACUUAGGAACAAUCUCUUUCAUAGCCCACAUCCUACUCCAGUUUAAUUCUGCGGUGAGGUCAGAGGCCAGUGCUUAUAUUAGCACGUUACUGUGACUUCAUUUCAAGAAAAUGUGGGCUUCUAGAAAGUAAGUUCAUUGUCUGGCUGCUGGUUCCAGCUAUUUAAGAAGGAAUAUGAAACAAGAGCUUUGAAAGUUAGAGGUACUUAAGCCAUUUCUCAUUCAUUUUUGCUAGUGAUGGCGAUACUAUUGUGAUAUUCCAUCUCUUUGUUUGGGAGAAUAUCCUUUUUCUUUUUGGUCCCAAAUCUUACGAAGCACACGGGACACAGGACAAAUAUGUACUGGUAAAUAAGAGAGACUUUCUGAUGCAAAAAUCCCUCUAAAACCUUACAAGUUUACAGAGCAGGACAGUAAAAUAUAAGAAGUUGGAAAACUGUUUGGAAGUUAUGUUCUCAAACUGGCUGGAGACCUGAUCCACUGUUCACAAAAAAUGGUAUGGCAUAGUCUUCAUAUAGUAAGAAAAGUAGCACAUUAGGCACCAGUUCCAAGGAUGACCUUAACAAGGGAGUCCCACUCUUUGCUUUCUGCAGCUACAGGAAAAGCUGUGUUUUUCAUGUGCUACAAAAGGAUUCUGUGGAAUGCAUGUGCCAAAAUGUGUUUCCACUUGGGAAUUCAGGGAAAAAAAUCUGUAAGCUUCUGCAUCCCCAUCUGCUUAAGCUCUUUUGCCAAUUUUUUUAUUGCCCUAUUAAAAGUGUGUGUGGGGGGGGAAGCCCAAAUCUUUUAUUCUGAAACUUAAAAGUAUCCUGAAUUUAAGUAUCUGUUAAUGAAUCUACCAGUUUCUGAAAACACUGAUCAGAUGAGAAGUUGGUACAGGCACAGAAAGCUGUUACCAACAGUUACAUCCAUUUCCAUGACUAAACCAUCUGGUUCAUGGAAUCUUCAGGCUCUUCUCUUUCUUCACAAUUUUCCUUGACAUUUGUGUUUAGUCUGUGUUUAGUUUGGCAUAUAGAAGAACUUGGCAAGAUGAGAGCUAUGUAAUUUAGCUUGGUUGGUUUGCUUUUCCUUUUCAUGGCCAAAAUGUUGACCUCUAGCCUGCUUCUUGGUUAUCUUUGGAGCUAAGUGAAAUUUUACAAUUAUUUUUCAUACACUCAGUUUGAAAGGCAGGGCAUGCUUUGGUACUAUAUAAUAUUCUCUACUGGGAUGUAACACAUGGUCCUGUCGGUGACUGUGGGCAUGUGACUCAGGAAAGAAAAUCUUGCUUUUAGGAGGAGUGAAUUGCAUAGGUGCUGGACUCCUGAUGUUAAAUACAUGUACUUUGGAGCAGUAAGUGGAAUUUCACUGACCCUUUGCAAUGUACUGUACUUACGGUGGUUUGGAACGGGCUUCGUAUAUGGUGGUUGGAGAGCAGCAGCAUCACACGAGGUCUAUAUAUCACCUCCGCACCCAAGGGAGCGGUUGGUGAGAUGUUGGCUACCCUAAUAUCAUGCACCUUUCUGCACAGGCGUAAACACGUAGAUAGAUUGAUCACCCAAAAGUGUCUGUUCCUACCAAGUGCUGAAGCCAGAGCCUUUAAAUUAGACCACUGGCAGCAGGGGGUAUCAGCAUUAUCUUGGAAAGAGGCUGUUUACAGGGAUCAUAACUUCCCAAGAACCAAAACAGCCAACACUCGUGUGUGAUAACUUACGGCUUGAAAACACAUUACACAGAGAGGCUAGUAUGUUUUUGAGCCCGAGUGAAGUCACCAGUUGUGUGAUGUGGACGGCAGUAGGCAGCUUAACUUGUUUUUUAACUCGCUCUCGCUACAUUCUCCCCUUUUCCAGCUUUAACGAUUUUUCAGCUCAAGGAAGAAAUGGGCAUUUCCCAUUCCGUGCCUGAUCUGGCAGUUCUUUGUUAACAAGUGCCAGUCCUUGAAAAAACAUAUCUUGCCAAGAGCUUUGGAGUGGCAGGAUGAAGAGCAUUUGUGACUUUGAGGUGGAAACAUGUUGUGGGCCAUAUUUUUGCAGCAGCAAAGAAAUAAAUGGAUUAUUUUUUUUCUAAAUAACACCUGUUUGGUGUUUUCUGAAUAUAGACAUUAAAGCUGAAAAUGGAUUAAAAGAAAAAGGAUGACACCUGAUUGUUGGAAGGCAAAGGACAGGGUCUCCAGGACCACCUGAGACAGUGCACUAAAAAGAGAGAAAAUCUUGGGGACUCCCCCUGCCCGUCUCAAGCUGAUUCCAUAACACAACCCACUUCUGUGCAGUCCUUCGCCACUUGCAGCGCUGGUCUGUUCGAGCGACAUCUCUCGUCAGUGAGACUCCCAAAAGCAGUUCACCAUGGCUGUAGCGUUUCUCCAGGACCGUUUAUGUGCACCUAGAGAAAAGCAGCAGCUUUAAAGUGCUUAAAUGUGGAAAUAAAAAUCCAGUUCCCUUUUGUGGUGGGCAUCUUUUCCCUCUUCCUGUUAUAUUUUAUUGAAAGAUGGGAGGAGUGAGGGGACAUGACCCUGGCGAUCUCUUCUACUGUCACCAGUCUGCUGUCACUCAUGUAUUCCACUAUCUGUAGGUGCUAAAUACUGAGGAAGCAGAAAUUGGGAAUGAAAGUUUUUGGCAAUGCUGAUGAAGGUUCAGUGUAGUUUUGCAGUAUUUUCAUGUAAGUGUACUUGAGUGCUUGAAAAGUCAGGUAUCUCUGUUACAGGGAGUGUCCCUUGAAAUUCAGCUUAUGUCAGAAGGAGGACAGUAAAAAUUUUCUUCUGUAUCUCUAAUUCAAUGAGGGCAGAACAAGCCCAGCUCGUACUGAUAGGAUUGGAGUCCAGAUCCAAAUGUUGGUCUGCGUAUUGUCCCUGGUCCCAUCUGCAUGACUUCCACUGAAAACCAUUAAGUCGCAUGUAUGCUUUGGAAGGAGAAUUUAUCCUACAAAUUCUUUAGUACAGUUUGGGAUCCACAUGGCAAGAUGUGUCUAGCUUUGAUGUACAAGUCCCAGGGUGACUUUACUCACCCUGAGUAAGAAACUUGAGAAGCAAAAAUCCUGUGGAGUUGCACUCCCUUUUUAAGGAGACUUUUCUGGAGUAGAGCUGCAGUCCUGUGAAUCCCACCGAAGACUGAUAGAUGAAAAAAAAAUUCCAUUAGUACUACAAAAAUACACGUUUGUUUGCACUUCAUAGUUUGUAGAGCUGGAAUGUUUUGUCUUGAUUUUGUAUUACUUUUUCUUGAUACUCUUAAAGUACGUGUUUUCCUUUGUAAUGGCCGCUCCUGUUUAGUUUUGAGUAGUUCUUACUCCAUAACUGGAAGUUUAUGUUUAGGCUGUUACAUUUUGCCUUAAUUGGAAUAAAAUGUUGGCACA
This is a messenger RNA of Grus americana (Whooping crane), 12020 nucleotides long. Its product is annotated as KIAA1549 ortholog. The transcript has 20 exons. Bases 606 to 6449 code for a protein of 1947 amino acids. The record is from RefSeq and is a predicted model, not a curated record. NCBI's taxonomy places the organism in Eukaryota, Metazoa, Chordata, Aves, Gruiformes, Gruidae.